AUGGGCUUCGUCAGAAAUUUCUGGAAAAAAUUGACUCACACAAAAGCCCUCGACCUAUCAAGUGGGAGAUUGGAGACAGUUUUCUUUGAAUCUAUCUAUAGGAUUACUUAUGUGGCAGGUAUGUCGUCGUCAGACCAUGAUAUGUUCUACUUGAUGUACAGUAAUACCGUCAAGUUGGCCAUAGUAUUUCUAGUAUGUGGAGAAGUAUGGUACGGGUUCACCGAAACUUCGGGAUUGGAUGAGGUAGCUGCCUCUAUCAACGUCACAGUCAUACAAUAUAUUGCCAUGUACAGAUUUAUGAACAUGAUGUCACAUAAGGACUUUUACAAGAAAUUAGCGACGUCUAUGGAAUCCCCUUAUUUCGAUAUAACUACGGAAGAAAGAAAGAAACUGGUGGACUAUUGGUGGCGCACUAACGAGAGAUACUUAAAGCUUUUGCUUGCAUUAGGAAACUGCACUCUUGCCUUCUGGUUCAUCUUCCCUCUAGUCGACGAUGUGGACUACAACCUCAUAGUGGGGAUCCGGCUGCCUCUAAACUACAAAACCCCAUUCCGUUACCCUUUAGCCUACAUAGUGGUGAUGAUAGCCUUUUUCUAUAUCUCCCACUUUGUGAUGAUCACGGACUUGAAAAUGCAAACACAUCUAUUGCAUCUGCUGUGUCAGUUUACCGUGCUGGUGGAUUGCUUCCAAAAUUUGCUGCGAGAUUGUCGGAUUGGGUUUGAAGAUGUAGCGGAAAACAACUUAGUUUACGAAAAACGUUUUGCAGACAAAUACACAAAGCGACUGGGCGACCUCGUGGAACAACAUAAACUUAUUUUGAGCAACACAAUGAAUUUGCGCGACACGCUAAGUAGCCCGAUGUUGGGACAGCUGGUUGCGAGCGGCAUACUCAUUUGUUUCAUCGGUUAUCAGGCCACUACGACCAUAGCAGAAAGCCCUUUUCAAGGUCUAAUGAGCGCCUUCUUUUUGGGCUACAAUCUUUUUGGUUUCUACAUAAUAUGCCGCUGGGGUGAGGAGAUAACAAAUCAGAGUGAAAAAAUAGGCGAAGCCAUAUAUUGUUCAGGAUGGGAAUGUGGCCUAGCCAAACUGCCUGGAGUACGGUCCACCAUCAUGUACGUGAUAGCGAGGGCCAACAAACCUCUGGUCCUCACCGCGGGAGGGAUGUACAACCUCUCACUCACCUCUUACACUAGUUUGGUGAAAACGUCUUACAGUGCAUUGACCGUAUUGCUUCAAUUUCGACACGAAUAG
Molecule: messenger RNA, 1251 nt
Organism: Helicoverpa zea (corn earworm)
Lineage: Eukaryota; Metazoa; Arthropoda; Insecta; Lepidoptera; Noctuidae
Gene: Or-64
Product: odorant receptor 22b-like
Exons: 9
Coding region: 1-1251 (416 amino acids)
Biological process (GO): detection of chemical stimulus involved in sensory perception of smell; sensory perception of smell
Cellular component (GO): plasma membrane
Molecular function (GO): olfactory receptor activity; odorant binding
Source: RefSeq, a predicted model, not a curated record